ACCCCCUACUUUUAGGAGUGGGCGAGAAAGCAGGGCGGUCUGCUGCUGGUUUUCCUCUUCUGGACUCCCGUUCUCUUUCCCUUGAAACCCUUUAGCGCGGAACCACUCUAUCGCUUUACACCGGGGGGGGGGCGCUGGGAUGAUCUACCGCCACCUGACUCGCUUUCUCUUACUCGCCCCCUCUUUUUUUUUUUUGGAUGCCUGAAGCGCGAGAGGCCACUGAGGAAGACAGGAUGUUGAAGUGCAUCUGGCCAAAACACUAAAGGUUUCACUGAGUUGGUCUGGGCUGAGAUGCCAGAUAAAACACCAGAGGGUAAAGAAACCUUAUCCAGGAGUGGAGAUGUGCUGAGAAGAGGAUUCAGGGAAGAGUUUCACUUCUACUAUGGCUACCAUUUGCCUCUUGACGUGCUGCCUCCUGUGAUGGUGGGCACGACCUCCAAGACAACAGAGGAGAGCCUGCACAGAGAAGAUGGACACUUCCACUACUGUGGAAUCAAGACCAUGGAACUGUCAGACAGUGACCGUCCUGUUAGCUUCAGCUCCACAUCAUCCUCUGCAUCCUCCAGGGAUAGUCACUGUUCCUUUGGCAGCAGAACAACGCUAGUGUCAAACAAUCAUCUGGGCUUAUUCAACCAGGAUAAGGAAGCAGGGGCCAUACAACUAGAGCUGAGUCCUGCCCAACGAUUUUCCAGCAAGGAGCCAAGAAAAAAUAAUCCUAUAAAGGAACACGUCUCUGACGGAAGUCUUGGAAGAAGGCCAACUAUGCCACGGAAAGCUGAAUCAAAGGAAAAUAGCAAAAACUGUGUCAUGUCCUUGAUUGCCGAGCCUACAAGCCCAAAGCUCCUGUAUGUUGACAGAGUGGUCCAAGAAAUCCUAGAGACAGAGAGGACGUAUGUGCAGGAUUUAAAAAGCAUUGUGAAGGAUUAUCUUGAUUGUAUCACUGACCAAUCCAAGCUGUCUUUGGGGAUAGAGGAACGAUCAGCUUUGUUUGGAAACAUAAAAGAUAUCUACCAUUUCAAUAGGCUCCAAGGCUGCUUUUCAUUUAAAAGAAAACCAACAACAAUCCAAACAGUUGGGGGAAAGAAAAUACAGCUGUAUACUGUGUCUAGUUUGGACAGGAUUUUGCAAUCCUAUGCAUGCCUAGUGGUGAGAGCCCCUCUGAUCUCAAUGGGCUUUCUAAUUCAAAUAUGCAGAAUCAGUGAACUUCUGCAAGAUUUAGAAAACUGUGAAAAUGACCCUGUAGCUAUAGCAGAAUGCUUUGUUUCUAAGAGUGAAGAGUUCCACAUAUAUACACAGUAUUGCACCAAUUAUCCAAGGUCAGUGGCUGUACUCACUGAAUGUAUGAGGAACAAGUCCCUGGCCAAGUUUUUCAGAGAGAGACAAGAAGCUUUGCAACAUUCUCUACCAUUAGGAUCUUAUCUCUUAAAACCUGUCCAGCGAAUACUCAAGUAUCACCUCCUUUUGCACGAGAUAGAAAAUCACCUUGACAAGGACACUGAAGGUUAUGAUGUGGUUUUAGAUGCUAUAGAUACGAUGCAGAGAGUGGCAUGGCAUAUUAAUGACAUGAAGAGAAAACAUGAACAUGCUGUCAGGCUGCAGGAGAUACAAAGCUUACUCACUAACUGGAAGGGACCAGACCUUGCUAGUUAUGGCGAGUUGGUUUUAGAAGGAACAUUCCGCAUCCAGAGAGCCAAAAAUGAGCGCACUUUGUUCCUCUUUGACAAGCUGUUGCUCAUUACUAAGAAGAGGGAAGAGACUUUCACCUACAAAGCUCAUAUCUUGUGUGGCAAUCUCAUGCUGGUGGAAGUAAUACCAAAGGAACCUCUUAGCUUUAGUGUCUUCCACUACAAAAAUCCCAAGAUGCAACAUACUGUUCAGGCUAAAUCACAGCAAGAGAAGCGCCUUUGGAUUCUUCACUUGAAGAGAUUAAUUCUAGAAAACCACCCUGCCAAAAUCCCAGCUAAGGCCAAGCAAGCAAUUCUAGAAAUGGAUGCUAUCUAUCACCCAGGAUUUCAUUAUAGCCCAGAAGGAGAAAUGAAAGCAACAUGUAAUUCUAAAGAAGGAAUCGGCCCACAGAGGGUGAGAAGGAAGUCAGAACCUUCUUCCAGAGCCCAUAAAAUUAUAAAGCCAAGUGAAAUGGAUCCAGAUAUGCAAAAGCGGAUCAGUAUUGAAGGAGUCUUGCUGUCUCAGGCUGAAGCCCUCCUCAGUCCCAGGAAAAAGCUUUCACUGAAUCGCAAAGGGCUAGACUCCAAUGAAGUGGCCUGUAGUAGUGACCGAGAGGAUAAUGCCCUUGCAGGUGCUACAGACCAGACUGAUGCUGAUGAUGAAGAAGAGACUGAACAGAGCGCACAACACAAUUCACAACAGAAAUCAAAAGGAGGCCACAAAAGACUAAACGGUCAAAUUGCUGAAAAUUUUGAGAAACGAAGAAGUGUUAAUCUCAGUAAUUAUGAAAUGCAGAACUCCAACGAGCCUGCAAAUGAAGCAUCUUUCCAGGUGAACCCAAAGCUUUCAUUUUCCUGCAGUGGAGGUAGUCGGCCAUCUCGACAGUUCACACCACAAAACAACUCAUUCAUAGUGAAUAUUUUGGGGAGAACAGAUGCAGUGAGAAACAUCUGGACAGAUCAUCAGAUCCGGCAAGCCUUGUUCCCAAGCAGACGCCCUCCACAAGAGAACACAGAGGAUGAAGAUGAUUAUCAAAUGUUUGUACCAUCAGAGUCUACAUCCAAUUUAGCUUCCAUUGCAUGUGAAGAGAGGGUCCCUUCAGGCCGCCCUUGUAGCUGGCAUGUAGGGCUAGCUCAUCAGAGUGACAUUUCUAUCUCUAAUUCUCACAGAAUUGUGAGGCGGGCCAGCAGUGCUGGGGAAAAUAAAACUCCAUCUAGUUCAAGAUACAAACAAAAUGACCUUGGUCAAAAUGCUACUUGGAAUGAAAUUAAAAGUUCUAGGAGUGACAUGGACAAUCUGCAGGUGUACCUAGAAUCUUCAGAAGAACUAACUAUUGAUGACAUAGAUCAUGUCUAUGACAAUAUAAGUUUUGAAGAUUUGAAACUAAUGGGUCUGGCUCAGAGGGAGGAGUCUGACCGUGCUCCACAAGGGUCAGCUAGAGAUUCACUAUAUGAGACACAAGACAUUAUUUUCAAUAAAAGACAAGCACCUCAAAGUAGGACCUCUAUUCCUACCAGCAGAAAUGAAACCACUCCCAGAAGAUAUACUCCACUGGUAAGCUCUCAUGAUCUAAGGAUCAGUGAGGAGAAUGUCUAUGAUACCAUAGUCCUCCCAGAGCAGUCACUGCCAAAUUCCAAAUGUGACCACCUUAAGUGUUCUAAAAAGAGGGGUUUUCUGGGUCUGGAAACAGAUUUUGCAUGCUGUGACAACCUCCGACAAUUUGUUUCUGAAGAAAGCCUCCAAUUCAGUGAAGAUGAAAAUCCAUAUAAUUAUGUCCCAUUAGAUCAUGACUGUUUGAACUUGGUGGAUAGCUCCUCAAACUCUGACUCACACUCUCACAAAUCUGCUGCAGAUAAGUUAUCUGAGGAAGUAGAUGAAAUCUGGAAUGACCUGGAGAAUUAUAUCAAGAAGAAUGAGGAAAGGACACGAGACCAUGUCCUUGCAGCUUUUCCUGUCUGCAAAGAUGAAACAGAGAACAACAUGCCUGCUGGAACAACUUGUGAAUUAAAUAAAGAUGUGGAAUGUUCACUGUCCACUCUCUCACUGCCAGAAACACCUGUUUUCCCCAAAACUUUGCCCAACAAGGUAGCCAGAUUAAGUGAAGCCAACCUUAGAUUUGAAGAGAAAGCAACAUUUAAGGCAAGAUCCUUGAUGAGUCUCAACAGAUCUUCUCUCUCCAGUGAGAGAGCUUUUGUAGAUAGCCUUCAUGAAACUGCCAGUAAUAUUCUGUGCAGUGCUAAUGUAGAGAGUGCCGACAAUGAAAUGGAUGCUGUGGACAAAACAAAGAACCGGGUCUUCAUGAUGGCAAGACAGUACAGCCAAAAAAUUAGAAAGGCAAAUCAGCUUUUGAAAGUAAAAAGCCCAGAGCAGGAGCAACUUCUAAACCGGCAACAUAAAUCGAGGCACAAAGACUUAGCAGCCAUUUUGGAAGAGAAGAAACAAGGUGGUCCUGCCAUUGGUGCCAGAAUUGCUGAAUAUUCCCAGCUCUAUGAUCAGAUUGUUUUUCGGGAAACCUCUCCCAAAAAGAUCAGUUCUCAAGACCCAUCAAAUGUAAGAUAUUCCUCACCAGUGUCAACAUCUCAGUUAGCUGCCGAAUGCUUAAGAGCAGAAGACUGGCUUUUGCAUUCAACUUACAGUAAUGGAGAACUCUCUGAUUUCUCUCCUUGGCCAGAAGUCCCGCACCUGAAGUCCAAAAGCUCCCCUUCAGAAAUGAGUGCAAAACAGAGCAUGAGACAGUUGCCGGCAGCCUGCUCAGUGCCUUCCCUUCAGAUUCCUCUUUGUCCACACAUUCCUGCACAAAGGUGGAGUGCUAUCAUAAGUCAGCCUAACAAAGAGAACUUGCACCACAGUCAGGUUUUUAACUCUUUAGGGAGACAGGAAAGCAAUGCAAAGCCACAGAUGUACAGCAGGUCACAGUCGUCUUCCUCUGUAGUAGUCAACAAAUCUGGAGAUUCAAUAAAUCAUCCACUUGAAAUGGACAAGAAGCAGCUGGGUUCAGACAGGAACUUUCUCUCUGCCCACUAUCAAGAAUCGGUGCUAAGUGCCACUCCAGGACUUGCAGCAUGUGAUGGGACAAAGCAGAUCCUAGAGAAUUGCUCAGAAAUGAUUCUGCAAGAUUCUCAAAAAAUUCUGAGAGUUAAUAGAAACUUGCUCUCAAAUGCACAAAUAGCUACCCAGAACUAUUUUUCUAACUUCAAAGACACUGAUGGUGGAGAGGGAGAUGAUGAUGACUAUGUUGAAAUAAAAUCUGAAGAUGAGGGGUCUGAUUUGGAGAGUUUCUACAACCAACCAAAGCUUUCAAAUCCAAAGAUAAAUGCACAUUCUGAUCAUUCAGAACCUCAUGGUGGCAAAAAUAUGUCCCUGGCUCCUGUCAAGCCAUCAGACUCUUUCCUGACCACAAGUAGUGAUUCAGAGAAAUUGAAUGACUACCUAUGGAGAGUACCAUCUCCUAAUCAGCAGAACAUUGUCCAGUCCUUAAGGGAAAAAUUUCAGUGUCUUAGCUCAAGCAGCUUUGCUUGAAAUUUUACAAAAUUUCCUAACAUUCUGCCUUAAUGCUGACAAGGUUAUGGUAGACAGCCAGUACCAGUAGUGCACAUUGUAAUGUGUAUAUUUUAACUAUCAUCUAGUGAGAAAUUUAAAGUGACUAGUUUUGCACUGUCAUGUAAUCUACUGGCUUUACAUUACAGGCAGAUUUCUGGCUAGAUUUUCCUUGCAUUCAUGUUUAUCAUUUUCCCCUGUGCUGAAAUCAUAGCAAUGCAUGUAUGAGUGCCAGUCAUGUAGGCAGGGAUUCUGAUUUUUUAAAAAGAAAUCUCAGAAUGGCAUUAAUACUGAAAAGCAGGGGGGAAGUAUGGCAUAUACUGCAGAAUGUGCAGUGAAUCCUCCACAUCAGUUGUAUACAUAAUACUCUCAGGUUUACUUGCUUAAAGGACUGUUACUUAAAUUUUCAUCAAGUGAGGUAUGAAAUACUGUGACUGGAUUGAAGCUUAUUGAUGAAUUGUUAUUUGACCAGAAGCGUUAUGAUUUCCUUCUUAUAUUUUUGCAGCCCACUUUUCCAAGUAGCUUUGAUAAGUAAAAUGUCCACUUGUGGUACAGACCAAAAUGGAAACUGUGGGAUCAAGCAGGAAAGCCUUUUGAAAAGCACCUUUCUCAAAUUUAAUCCUGCAGGGUAGCUAGAACUGUUUUGGAAAUGACUUUCAGGCAUCAGUAAUUGUAACCUAUACAUUACUGAACACCAGCUAAGAAUAAUUCAGGCCCAUUUUAGUUUUUCCCCGUUAGUUAAAGAUGGUAUCCUUUUAUUUCAAUAUGCUACAUUCCAUCUUUUUUUUUUUUUUUGCGAGUACAUGAACAUAUGCAGUAAGUAGCCCUAAUCAGGCAUUUGGUACCCUGGGAUAAAAAACAUACAAAGGAGCAUCAAAUUAGCAGAGGCUACUCCACCAGCUAAACACCAGCACAUGCUGGCUAUGCCUCCCAACUGAAUGGCAUCAUUUUGAAGAGAGAGGUCCAUAUAUAUCCACAUAUGGCUCGCUCCACAGAGAUGGAAAUCCUGAUUGAUAUACAUUCCUCUGGAGGGGGUUGUAUGCGUGUACAUCUGUGCUCACAUGGUUCCCCCUUCAGACUGAUCCUGAUCAUGCAUCAGCUGGGGAAUGUAAAAGGCACAUAGGUGUCUGUCAGGGGGCAGGCUGGCUUGUACAUUCUCAAUAGCCCCUCCCUGGAUUUAAUGUGCAUGGGUUCCAAAUGCCUGAAUAGAGCUAAUUCUUAUCUCCUAUGCCGCUGUAUAUUUUUUUUUCCCUCUGCAUAGCUUUGGCCUGGCAGCAAUUGUGUUUUUACUUGAAAAAAUGAUGUGCGAACAUACAAUGUGUAGGCAGUUUUCAGAUGAAGGACAUUUAACAGUGAUAUGAUUAAAAGUGAAAUGUGUGUUGCCAAGCAGGGGGUUAUUUCUUUUCCACUUACUGUACUCCACUUUGCUCUAGCACAAAGCACAGUAGCCCUCAUAAAUUGUAAAUGUCAACAGUUGCUUUUAUAGGUGUGUUUGACAAAAAUCCUUGAAGUACGUAUUUUGUUCUACUGAACAUAGACAUUGAAGGCUUUGUGGUUUCUGAGUUUCUCUGAACUUUACAGAACAAAUGCUUUUUUAUUUUUGAAAAACUGCUUCAAAAGUGUUGGGCUUUUCUUUGUUUUACCAUUAACUCAAAGGUGCAUAUGCAGAAGGCUGUCCUGGUUUCAGUAGAAGAGCUGACUUUAAUUCAGCCUGUGUGUAGUAAAAUAUAUGAUGAUGAUUGUAAGCAUAUAUAUUAAAUUAGCAAAUAUCAAUUUUUAUUUAAUAAAAAUGUAAAAUAAUGUAAAUAGUAAUAGAAAUUAAUCUGUGCAUUAACAAUAGGCACAUUUACAUUUUUUGUACUGAUAGAGGAAUUUUGUUAAUCUGCUAAAAUAAUGAGAUCUAUAAUCAAUGGAACACGUAGCUUUGUAAUGAACAAACAUCAAUAUGUUUUCGGGUACUUCUAGCUUUGCUGGCAGAAAAGCAAGCAGAUGAAUUCAUAUGUAGCCAAGCCCUGGAAAGUGUUUCUGUAUAAAAGCAAAGGGAAAUGUGGUUUUCAACUAUGGAUGAGAAAAUUAGGUAUUGAGAGACAAAGAAACCUUGCAUCUUUAUGCUUUGUUAAGGAGUUUGUUAUCUAACAUCAUCUAGUACAAUUUCCAAAAAAACCCACCAGUAAUAGAGGAAACUACACCCAACUAAAAAAAGAACAAAUCUAGAAUUUAUAAAAUAUAGUUCCUUGCCCAAAACUAUGUAGCCAAAAAUAGCAAAAGAAUGCCAUUGCUAAUGUAGUUUGAAUGUUACAUAUGUACUUGGUUAAUGAACACUAAUGUAUAUUUCCUCAUAUUGUAAUCUAAAAGGUUAAAAUUAUUUCAGUGCAGCCUUCUCAAAUGAGCAAAUAUAUAUAAUUUAGAUGUGAAUUUUCUGCAGUCUCAGGACAAUACAAAUGUGAAUGGAAUCAAAAGCAGCUGUUUCUUGGUACACAAAAGGUGAGUUCACUUGAGGGUGUUCUUUAAGACCAUUACUCAUAUUGUAGGUUAAUAGACCCAUUUUACCAUCUGAACUGUCCUGAGUACAUUACUUCAUUAAUGGCAGUGGGUAGCACAAAAGUGAGGGCACAGCAGGGAAAAUAGCAGCUAUUGCGAAAAGAGGAAAAAUAGGGCCAGAGAAUAAGGUUGUAGUAGAGGAGUCAAUACCACGUACUGCAAACUGGAUAGGUCUUAGCGCACUUACCAUUAUCACAUCUUUAUUAAAAGUGAUUUUUUCCUUUUCUUUUGAAGACUUGUACCUCUCUUUUGUAACUCUUUGUAAACAGCAUGUGAAAAGGAAGUUUAUAAUUUUUAACCAUGUAACAUUGCUUGUAAAAUAUGCUGAUUUUAAUGCAUUUCUGUUGUAUUUGUUGGUAGUAUCAGCAGUAUACUACUGGACAGCAUUCAAAAUGAAGUCAUUCUGGAUGGAUUCACAUUGCUUUCUAAUUUCUGCAUUUCAUUUAUUAGCAUUUUAUUCUACUGGUUAGGAACAGUACAUUGCACUUUUUCACAUAAGGAAUUUUUUUAAGGAAUAUGUAAAAAUGUAUGUACAUGUAGAAGAUUCUUAAGUAAAACUUUUUCUCAUUUUGUUAUGCUUAAGAGCUGAGUUUCAAGCAUGCCAAACCUGAAAAUAUAUAAGUAAGAGCUGCCUAGGGGAAAAAUAAAACACUAUUU
Molecule: messenger RNA, 8400 nt
Organism: Rhineura floridana
Lineage: Eukaryota; Metazoa; Chordata; Lepidosauria; Squamata; Rhineuridae
Gene: PLEKHG1
Product: pleckstrin homology and RhoGEF domain containing G1
Exons: 22
Coding region: 292-5184 (1630 amino acids)
Molecular function (GO): guanyl-nucleotide exchange factor activity
Source: RefSeq, a predicted model, not a curated record